AUGCCGACCAAUUCUAAGUCAAGAAUUGGAAUUGAAUUGGUUGGACUUGGAAUUGGUGCAUCCCUACGGCGAAGUGGUAUUCAUGGUGGUAGUUAUCUUGGUGAUAUAGCUAUUGACGAUCUUAUUGUACUAUCUAAUUUGCAGUGUACAAUUCCAACAACUACAACUACAACUUCAACAUCAACAACACUGCAUACAGGUGCAUCAACAGCUUCUACAACAACAUCAUACAUAGGUCCACAAACAACAAUAACUGAAACUCCAUUUCCAGACGUGUUAACAACUACUUAUGCUGAAUGUGCUGAACACGCUUAUUAUAAUGGUGCUAUUUGCAAACCACAAGUUGGUAAACCACUUUGCGAAUGUGUAACUGGUUUCAAUGAUCCACAAUAUGAAAAUAAAGAGUCAUUAUCAAACACUAAUCAUUGUAAAGUCGAAAUUUCAAUUACACAAUUUGUUGAUUCAUCACCAAAAAAUUCGAUUAAAAAUCCUGCCUAUAGCGACACCGAAAUAGUAAAUGCUUAA
Messenger RNA from Rotaria socialis, 525 nucleotides. Lineage: Eukaryota; Metazoa; Rotifera; Eurotatoria; Philodinida; Philodinidae. The record is from the annotation of a GenBank genome assembly.